Theobroma cacao (cacao) is the source of this 2831-nucleotide messenger RNA. The record is from RefSeq and is a predicted model, not a curated record. NCBI's taxonomy places the organism in Eukaryota, Viridiplantae, Streptophyta, Magnoliopsida, Malvales, Malvaceae.
AGGACAGGAGGAGCGGAAGUAAACUUGACUGGGGCGUUUAGUUACUUGUGCAAAUUGUGAUGGUCCCACAAAACUUAGCCUUCUUCAAUCCUUCAGCUUUCUUCGGCAGUCUUCUCUCCCUUUCAUUGCGCCCUGCAGGGGCUGCAACCCAGGGCAUCACUCUGCUAAACCUGUCAAGCCAACUCCCAGAAAAGACUUCACCUCUUCCACCGCCUCAUUAGUCAUUGCGCUGCUGCUGCAGCAACCCAUGUUCCGUAUUACGUGGUCCAGCCAAUUCCAAAUCAACAAAGACGCACUAUGUUCGAAAUAAAAUAGUAGAUAAAUAAACAAACCUUCUAUGUAUAAAACAUCAUCACAACCCUUAUCGUUUUAACAAGUGAAGAAAAAGCCAUGUUUCAUCUACUUUCUGUGUUCAUCUUCUUUCUUUUCAUAGACAACUCUAAUUCUUCUAACACUUUCAUAGCUCUCCUAGAUCCUCUCUCGAAACCCUCACCUUUCCUCUCUCAAAAACUUUGGUACUCUUCAAUCAUUUCUUCUUUACCCGCUUCUUCUUCUUCUUCUUCUUCUAUCAUUCAUGUUUAUAGUGCUCCAAUCCAUGGCUUCUCUGCAACCCUCACACCUGACCAAGUUAAAAGCAUCCGGAAACUCCCUGGAGUUCUCUCCCUGUUCCCUGAUAAAGUCUUGCACCUCCACACCACACGUUCACCAUCAUUUCUUGGCCUGGAAACCCCAAAUCCUUGGAUGCUAAACACUUCAGAAUCCAAUUCGAUUAUUGGAUUUAUCGACACUGGUAUUUGGCCCGAACACCCGAGUUUCUCUGACCAUAACCUUGGACCAAUACCAGUUCACUGGAAAGGCCAAUGUGAAAGUGGCUUCAAAUUCAAUCAUACAAAUUGUAACCUUAAAAUGAUAGGCGCCCGUUUCUUCUCCGGUGGAUAUGAUGCUUGGUUUGGCCAAUCGGGUAAACCCGUUAAGGAAUUUCGGUCACCUAGAGACUCUGAUGGGCAUGGCACGCAUGUCGCAUCCAUUGCUGCAGGGUCUCCUGUACCAGGAUCCGGGUUUUUUGGUUUUGCGGUUGGGUUGGCUCGUGGCAUGGCACCGAGAGCAAGAAUUGCAGUGUACAAGGUUUGUUGGGCUUCAGGUUGUUUGUUAUCCGAUGUUUGUAAGGCUUUCGAAAGUGCAGUAACGGAUGGUGUUGAUAUUAUAUCACUUUCACUUGGCUCGUCUCGUUUGCCGUUUUACCUCGAUUUAUUGUCCAUCCUGUCAUUUCGGGCAUUUUCUCACGGUAUUUUCAUAGCUGCGUCCGCCGGAAACGAGGGACCCACAUUGGCAACUGUGGCUAACGUGCCACCGUGGAUCACCACCGUCGGUGCCGGAACGGUGGACCGUGAUUUCCCAGCAACCAUACAUCUCAAGAACAAGGUAUCAAUUCUCGGUACGUCCAUCACCUUGAUGCAUGAUGAUAUAUUGACCCGAAAAUAUUACCCGCUCCACUUUGCUGCUAAAUUCAAUUCCUCGUCUGGAUUCAAUUUCUCUCGCCAGUUAAUCAAGGGUAAAAUUGUGUUUUGCCGGACAGAAGGACACGUAGCAAGAUUGUCACUUGGGGCUGUGCUUAAAAGAGCUAGGGCAAUAGCCAUGAUACUUUCUCACGGAAAUAUUGAUCCCAAUGGAAUAGUGUCGGAGCCCCAUGUAAUCCAAACUAUUAGCAUUGGGGCUUUAGAAGGCAAGGUAAUUGAGGACUAUAUUUUAUACGAUGAAAACCCAAUGGCUAAAAUAUCAUCACAAGGAACAAUUUCAAUGCAUGCAAAGCCAGCUCCAAUUGUUGCCUCUUUUUCAUCAAGAGGUCCUAAUUCUCUUGUACCUGGAAUUCUAAAACCUGAUAUUCUAGCUCCAGGUGUGAAUAUUUUGGGAGCGUGGACGGAUGCAAUUGGGCCAUCUGGCAAGGCAUUGGAUUUUCGACGGUCACGCUUUAACAUUAUGUCUGGGACUUCGAUGGCCUGUCCACACGUUUCAGGUGCCGCGGCGUUGAUCAAAUCAACCCACCCGGAUUGGGGUCCAAAUGAGAUAAAAUCAGCCUUAAUGACUACAUCAACUAUCCAUAAACAUUAUAAUUACAAUAGAAAUAAGCCAUUUUCUCCAAUUUCGGAUGAGUCUACAGGCAAUGCUGCUACCCCAUUUGACAUUGGAUCAGGGCAUAUGCUACCUAUUAAAGCAAUGGACCCCGGUUUAGUUUUUGGUUUGGAACACCAAGAUUAUGUUAAUUUCUUAUGUGAAUUGAACUACACAAAGAAACAAUUACAAAUUGUUACAGGAAAAAAAUCCCAUUGCUCAAAUGAUAGUACAUGGCAGUUGAAUUAUCCAACUGUAACAGUGGAGGCAGAAAAGGUUUGGCAUGGGGCAGUAGUAGUAGCUCGGAAGAUGACGAAUGCAAAUAAAGGGUCCAGCGAGUACAAGGCUAAGGUUGUCGGUCCGAAAGGGUAUUAUAAGGUGGAUGUGAAGCCGAAGAGGCUGAAAUUUUCUGGAAUAUCAGAUCAGAGCUUGAGUUUUAGAAUAGUUUUAGAGAAAGAAAGUAAUAUGCACGAGAUGAAGAAUUUGUGGUUUGGGGCUUUAAUUUGGAGUGAGAAACGGGGGAAGCAUAAGGUAAAGUGUCCUAUAAUGAUAUUUUCUGCCAAAGAGUACUCAGGUGAAUGAAGAAAUUAAAAGUAGUCUGCUAAGUAGAUGGACUUGUAAUUAUGGGCUGCAAUCAUUGGACCACAGCGUUAGUGCUCCAGGUAGGGCUAUCCCGUCUUCGUUAAGGUUCUAGAGGAUGUAAUGAGUUUGUAUUUGAUUGC